UAAAAACAGAGAGAGGAUAGGGUUUUAGAGCACAGCGAUGGCGGCCACCGGCAUUGCGGGAGGCGCGAUUGCAAUGCAGGUAUGUCGCAGAAGCACGGGCUUGAAUUCAAGAUCGGAGGAGAAUCUUUCGUUGGCGGAGCUCAUUUCUCCAAUUCGGAGAGGCAUUUCCAGCAGCAGGGGUAGAAUCCGGGCUGGGAUAGAGCCGUUUGAGGAGCCGAGAGUGAUUGUCAAGGAAUCGCAAGGCUCAAGCACGAUAUUUCGGAAGCAAAGCGAAGCAUCGCCGCCAGCGAGCUUGUUCCAGUCGCGCUAUGGCGAUUCUGAGCCAAGAAAGGGGGCCGACAUCUUGGUAGAGGCUCUGGAAAGGCAGGGCGUGGACAUAGUCUUCGCGUAUCCAGGCGGCGCUUCCAUGGAAAUCCAUCAAGCUCUCACUCGCUCUACGUGCAUCAGGAACGUUCUCUGCCGCCACGAGCAAGGCGAAGUGUUUGCUGCCGAGGGCUAUGCAAAAGCUUCCGGGAAAGUUGGAGUUUGCAUAGCAACGUCGGGGCCUGGAGCGACCAAUCUUGUCACCGGCCUGGCCGACGCUGCGCUUGACAGUGUUCCAAUGGUGGCGAUCACGGGACAAGUGCCGAGAAGGAUGAUCGGCACCGACGCUUUCCAGGAGACUCCGAUCGUGGAAGUCACUCGAUCCAUCACGAAGCACAACUAUUUGGUGAUGAACGUGGAGGACAUACCCCGGGUGAUCGAGGAGGCUUUUUUCUUGGCUUCCUCCGGAAGGCCGGGGCCGGUUCUCGUCGACAUUCCAAAGGACGUCCAGCAGCAGUUUGCGAUACCGAAUUGGUCGCAGCCGAUCAAGCUCAACGCUUACAUGCAGAGGCUGCCUCGGUUCCCGGAGGUGGCGCAGCUCCAGCAGAUCGUGAGACUGAUUGCAAACUCGAAGAGGCCGGUGGUGUACUGUGGUGGAGGUUGCAUGAACUCGAGCGAAGAAGUCCGAGAGUUUGUGAAGCUCACGGGGAUCCCGAUCACGAUGACGCUGAUGGGACUGGGGAUUUUUCCACAGUCGGAUUCGCGGUCGCUGCAUAUGCUGGGAAUGCACGGGACUGUUUAUGCAAACUACGCUGUGGAUGGAGCGGACUUACUUCUGGCUUUCGGGGUGAGGUUUGACGACCGAGUAACAGGCAAGCUGGAAGCAUUCGCUAGCAGGGCCAGCAUUGUUCAUAUUGACAUUGAUCCGGCCGAGAUUGGGAAGAACAAGCAGCCUCACGUCUCGCUGUGUGCCGACGUAAAGCCAGCGCUUCAAAGCUUGAACUUGCUGCUGAGGGAGCAGAAAGUAAAACCCGAUGUUGGAAGCUGGAUAGCGGAGCUUGAGGAGCAGAAACUCAAGUGGCCAUUGAAGUACGUGGAGUUUGGAGACGACUGCAUUGCUCCUCAGCACGCUAUACAAACUCUGUGCGAGAUCACUCAAGGAAAUGCUAUCAUCUCUACGGGGGUUGGCCAGCAUCAAAUGUGGGCGGCGCAAUGGUUCAAGUAUGACAAGCCUCGGAGAUGGCUUACUUCAGGAGGAUUGGGAGCCAUGGGUUUUGGAUUACCUUCUGCGAUUGGAGCUGCAGCGACUUUCCCUGACGUUCCUGUGAUUGACAUCGAUGGAGAUGGAAGUUUUCUCAUGAAUGUCCAGGAGCUAGCGACGAUUCACGUGGAAAAACUCCCCGUGAAAAUCAUGGUGUUAAACAACCAGCACUUGGGAAUGGUUGUACAGUGGGAGGAUAGAUUCUACAAGGCAAACAGGGCUCACACUUAUCUUGGAGAUCCUGACCACGAGGACGAGAUCUUUCCCGACUUCCUGAAGUUCGCCGAGGGAUGCAAGAUUCCCUGUGCUAGAGUAACAAAGCGCUCCAAUCUCAAAGCAGCAAUCCAGAAAAUGCUUGACACUCCCGGGCCAUACCUUUUAGACGUGAUUGUUCCUCAUCAGGAGCACGUCCUGCCGAUGAUUCCUGGCGGUUCUUCGUUCAAAGAUAUCAUCACGGAGGGGGAUGGAAGAAAAACAUACUGAAAGUUAGAAAAGAAAAGAGAGUGGAUUGGAACUCGUGACGUGUGCUUGGCAAGGAGUAGCGUGUUCGACUCCGCGGGAUAGAAGUUAGGCUACAUACUAUAAAUUGGCAUUUGCUUGUCGCA
Molecule: messenger RNA, 2169 nt
Organism: Selaginella moellendorffii
Lineage: Eukaryota; Viridiplantae; Streptophyta; Lycopodiopsida; Selaginellales; Selaginellaceae
Product: acetolactate synthase 3, chloroplastic
Exons: 6
Coding region: 38-2047 (669 amino acids)
Biological process (GO): L-valine biosynthetic process
Cellular component (GO): acetolactate synthase complex
Molecular function (GO): thiamine pyrophosphate binding; magnesium ion binding; flavin adenine dinucleotide binding
Source: RefSeq, a predicted model, not a curated record